Messenger RNA from Nerophis ophidion (straightnose pipefish), 1420 nucleotides. It is a transcript of the gene sar1b, whose product is annotated as secretion associated, Ras related GTPase 1B. Bases 191 to 787 code for a protein of 198 amino acids. Gene Ontology annotation, biological process: intracellular protein transport; endoplasmic reticulum to Golgi vesicle-mediated transport; vesicle organization. Gene Ontology annotation, molecular function: GTPase activity; GTP binding. Gene Ontology annotation, cellular component: COPII vesicle coat; endoplasmic reticulum exit site. The transcript has 7 exons. Lineage: Eukaryota; Metazoa; Chordata; Actinopteri; Syngnathiformes; Syngnathidae. The record is from RefSeq and is a predicted model, not a curated record.
ACUCGGCAGCUUUUUUGGGGGGGAGUUACCAGACAGCCAUUGCGGUGUCGUGGCUCACUAACAAAACAGGCACAAAACAAGGCAGGAGACCCUGGCUGUCAGUAGACUCCCCUAAUUGGGCCGACUGGAAGACAAACCCCACUCAGCAAACCACCACCCGCCUGGACAAGCAGAUUCAACAGCUCCAGAUAUGGCGUUCAUAUUUGACUGGAUUUAUAGCGGGUUCAAUAGCGUACUACAGUUUUUAGGACUGUACAAGAAGUCGGGCAAGUUAGUAUUCCUGGGUUUGGACAACGCCGGCAAAACCACGCUACUGCACAUGCUCAAAGACGACCGACUGGGACAGCAUGUUCCCACUUUACAUCCAACUUCUGAAGAAUUGACCAUCGCUGGCAUGACCUUUACCACCUUUGACCUCGGAGGCCACGCACAAGCACGCAGAGUGUGGAAAAACUACCUCCCCGCCAUAAACGGCAUCGUCUUCCUGGUGGAUUGCGCUGACUUCACCAGAUUAGGAGAGUCAAAAACAGAACUUGAUGCGCUGAUGACGGACGAGACAAUCGGGAACGUACCCAUCCUGAUCCUGGGCAACAAGAUCGACCGAGCAGAGGCCAUCAGUGAGGAGAGACUGAGAGAAAUGUUUGGACUGUACGGCCAGACCACGGGCAAGGGCAACAUUCCCAUGAAGGAGCUGAACACCAGACCACUGGAGGUGUUCAUGUGCAGCGUGCUCAAGAGGCAAGGCUACGGCGAGGGAUUCCGCUGGCUCUCCCAGUACAUCGACUAGCGACCACCACCACCAGAGGGCGCCACGGCACACCCCUCAUCAUACUCGGCCUCAUGUUUAGUACCACCGCCUCCACAGAAACCAGUACAACUCGAACCCAAUAGACUUUUAUUGGUCGAACAUUUGGUUCUGCACUUACACACACACACACACACACACAUACACACGCCUCGUUCUUCUCUCUGCUAGAGCAAAUGUCAGAAGGCGUGUUUGUCCUCCGCUGCCACCCGUUGACGCUUUUUGAACCAUCUUCAAGGGUGGAAGAUUGUAUUCCCUUUUAUGACAUGAUAGCAGGAAAUCCAUAACUAAUAAAUGUAUGGACGUGACAGUAAGCAUAACCAUGUCCACAUUAGAAGCCAUGCCCACUUAAGCAAGUCAAAGGACCAAUAAUAAAUACUAAUGUAUGAUAGGUGGAUACUUUUAUGCAUGCCUUCUUCUUUUCCAUAUGCUUAUUAUGUUUGCGGAGUAGCAGAGGGAUGAAGAUGCCAAAAUUGACUUAAUGAGACCGUUUUUUUGUUGAAAUGGUAUUAAUAAUAUACACACUUUCUGUCCUUUUGUGUCCUUCAUUCCAGCAUAAAAGUAGGUCAGUGCGAUAUAAACGUGUAACAAUAACAAUAAAAUGUUUGCAAUGAA